Messenger RNA from Rhinocladiella mackenziei CBS 650.93, 246 nucleotides. RefSeq lists its product as uncharacterized. Lineage: Eukaryota; Fungi; Ascomycota; Eurotiomycetes; Chaetothyriales; Herpotrichiellaceae. The transcript has a single exon. The record is from RefSeq and is a predicted model, not a curated record. Bases 1 to 246 code for a protein of 81 amino acids.
AUGGCUACAGAAGAAAAGUCGGUUUUGGGCACGGCAGAGGAAUUUGUCUAUUCUCCUUUUGACUUCACCGUCGCGGGAGGUGGUAUCGCUGGACUGGCAGUUGCAGCGUGUCUGUCUGAGAAUGAAAUAUUUCAAGUUGGCGUUCUGGAAGCCGGUGACAAUAGGGUUACAGAUCCUCUGAUGAAUAUUCUGAAUAAAAUCGCGCGCGAUAUUGGCGCCGUCGACUUCGAAGCGUUUGUCGAUUGA